Messenger RNA from Wickerhamiella sorbophila, 816 nucleotides. Its product is annotated as Rhomboid protein 2. Lineage: Eukaryota; Fungi; Ascomycota; Dipodascomycetes; Dipodascales; Trichomonascaceae. The record is from RefSeq and is a predicted model, not a curated record. Gene Ontology annotation, cellular component: membrane. Bases 1 to 816 code for a protein of 271 amino acids. Gene Ontology annotation, molecular function: serine-type endopeptidase activity. The transcript has a single exon.
AUGGUUGCCGUUGACGUCAAGGAAAUCGGCGCCAAGGCCCUUCAUCUUGCUAAAAGCAAGCCGCCUGCUCUGACUACGGGCAUGAUUGUAUUUCUAGCCUUUUUGUAUUUUGGCGACACGUCCGGCCGCUGGCGUGACGCGAAUGUGCUGAAUCGAGAUGCGCUGCUGGAGUUGGAGAUCGGAAGAAUAUCCAUGUACCCGCUCUUUCACCUGAGCUUUCUUCAUUUGCUGGUGAACUUGGUCUCGUUCAUACCCCUGCUGGGCAUGUACGAGUCGGUGCACGGAACCGUGCGCACGGGCAUUGUACUGAACGUUACGGCCGUGCUGGCUGGUAUCGCAUACUGCAUAAUUAUGAUCAUUUUAGGCAGCGAUACUGCUGUGGCCGGCGCAUCUGGCUGGGUAUUCACCUGGCUGGCCUACUUUGCAUGGAAACAGCACGAAGUGAAUCCUAAAAUCACCCUGGCCGGCCGAAUCCCCAUGUUGACAUGGGCUACCCCUUUAAUCCCACUGGUGCUAUCAGCGAUCGUCUUUCCUAGUUCUAGUUUAUUGGGCCAUGUGUUGGGGCUGCUUGUGGGCUACGCGUAUGGAAUGGGCUAUAUUAACUUCCUCAUUGAGCCCUCGACCAACGUGGUUGAGUGGAUCGAGUCGAAAAUCACCCCGGUCAUCGCUAUUUUGAGCUACAUCGUCACCUGGGUCACCGAAGUGGAGGCCCGUCAACUGCGAACCCAAAGCGUCGGCAACAUUCUGCCCAUCUCCCAGCCAGGAAGUAGCAUUGCUGCCAGCAACGGUCCAGGACACGUCCUUGGAUCCGAAUAA